Ilex paraguariensis (yerba mate) is the source of this 2088-nucleotide messenger RNA. The record is from the annotation of a GenBank genome assembly. Lineage: Eukaryota; Viridiplantae; Streptophyta; Magnoliopsida; Aquifoliales; Aquifoliaceae.
AUGGGGAAGCAAGGGUCUCCAAAAAGUCCACGCCCCGAGCACCCGAAUCUUGAUGUAUCAUUUGGGGUGAAAAACAGUCAGUUUAGAGGUUCGGAAAUGCAGAAAGGAAGUGAUCCUUUUAUAGGGAGAAGGAUGUCAGGGGACAAAGUUUUCUUGGUUCAUGGGGUGAAGAAUGAUUCUUCAAAGUUUAGCAAUUUUAAGGGAGUUCAGGCUGGGAAAAGGCAUAUGUGGAUACGUAGAAAUUUGCGGUCUAUUGGUUUUACCUUUUUGUUGAUAGGUUUCCUCUUUGUUUUGGAUUCCCUUAUGUGCUCCAUUUUUGAUCCCACAAUUCAGAGUAGUUCAAUUCCAAGAAAAUCAAAUGAGACAAGGGAGAGCAGGACUGCUUAUGAUAACACAGAAAAUGCACCAGUACAGAUGUAUGACUGGCUUGUAAAUCUGGCUUCGGCUGCUCUUGCAAAGAAUGAGUUUAAGCAAGAUGCAUCAAAGUUUUGGGAAGAACCAUACCCUCAGGCAUCUAAGUGGAAACCUUGUGCAGAUAGAAAGAGUCCCAAAAGCAUUGGGAAAGCCAGGAACAGCACCGGAUAUAUAUUGGUCAGUGCCAAUGGAGGUCUAAAUCAACAACGAGUUGCUGUUUGCAAUGCUGUUGCUGUGGCCUCGCUGCUAAAUGCAACUUUGGUUAUUCCCACAUUUCUUUCCAGCAAUGUAUGGAAAGAUCCCAGCCAGUUCGGUGAUAUCUAUCAAGAGGAGUAUUUCAUGAACAUAUUGAAGGAUGAAGUAAAUAUUGUAAAGGAGCUUCCUUAUAAUUUGCAAUCACUGGACUUGGAAGCAAUUGAUAUUGCAAAGGAGGCAACACCUCUUGAAUAUGUGAAGACCAUACUUCCUCUCCUACAACGGAAUGGGAUUGUUCACUUUCUUGGAUUUGGAAACCGACUUGGCUUUGACCCUUUGCCUUUUGAAUUUCAGAAGUUAAGAUGCAAAUGUAACUUCCAUGCUUUAAAGUUUGUGCCAAAUAUUCAACAAGUCGGUUCACUAUUGAUUAGGAGGGUAAGAAACUAUGAUGCAGCAAGGAACAUGUUAGAUAAACAAUUGCUUGGAAAUUUCAUCCCAAACGUCCCCUCCAGAGGUUCUGAUUCCAUUGGAGGGACUUCCAAGUAUCUUGCUUUGCACAUGAGGUUCGAAGUUGAUAUGGUGGCCUACUCUCUCUGCCGAUUUGGAGGUGGAGAAAAUGAGGAAAGGGAACUUCAAGCUUACAGAGAAAUCCAUUUUCCUUUGCUUAUUGAGCGCUUGAAGUUGUCAAAGUCUGUUUCUCCAGCAGAAUUAAGAAAGUUGGGAAGAUGUCCAUUAACACCAGAAGAAGCAGCACUCGUACUUGCUGGUGUCGGUUUUAAGCGUGGAACUUACAUUUAUCUGGCAGGGUCUCAGAUGUAUGGUGGACAGUUGAGGAUGCAUCCUUUGACUAGCCUCUAUCCCAAUUUGGUCACAAAGGAAGAUCUUCUCACCCCCAAUGAACUUGCACCCCUUAGGAAUUUUUCUUCUCAGCUUGCAGCACUGGACUUUAUUGCCUGCGCGACAUCAGAUGUAUUUGCCAUAACAGAUUCUGGGAGCCAACUAUCAUCCCUGGUGUCUGGUUUCCGAACAUACUAUGGUGGUGGCCAUGCCACAACCUUGAGGCCUAGCAAGAAGAGGCUGGCAGCAAUUUUGUUGGAGAAUAGCACCAUAAAAUGGAAUACAUUUGAAGAGAGAAUAAGAAAGAUGAUCGAGGAAGGUCAAAGAGUACGUGUAAGGAGGUUUGGUCAAAGCAUUUAUCGACAUCCAAGGUGUACAGAAUGCAUGUGCAAGCAAAACUGAAAUUUUUUUUCUUUCCUGAUGACCAUUCUUUUAGGUUCUCUCAUUUUUUUCCCCUUGUUAUAUUUCUUUUGCAUUUAGCACAUUCUUUAAACCAGCAUUGCGUUCAGAUGUUGGCCCGGGCAGACUAUUGAUUCUGAUGCCACGGUGAAAAAGAGUAUUGCGCCAGUGGCAAUAAACUGCAGGCAUAAAUGGUGAAUGCCCGAAUCUGUAAAUUUUUCCCUCAUUUUUUUGGCGUUUUCU